AACAGUCCCUCAGCUUUUUUUUUUUUCAAACCCCAAAUGAAGACAACUCUUCUCCUUCUUAGCUACUAUUGCUUCUUCCAUGUCUCUAAUUCCUCUACUGAGUUGCCUAUUGGAAUCCAUCCUUUGGAUGAGAAGUACUAUGCUUCAGAGGUGAUUAAAUGCAAAGAUGGGUCUAAUUCUUUUACUAAAGAUAGGCUUAAUGAUGAUUUUUGUGAUUGUGUAGAUGGAACUGAUGAGCCUGGAACGGCUGCCUGUCCAGCUGGAAAAUUUUAUUGCAGGAAUGUGGGCAGUACGCCUAAAUUUCUGUUCUCUUCUCGUGUGAAUGAUGAUAUUUGUGAUUGUUGUGACGGAAGUGAUGAGUAUGACAGUAAUGUCAAUUGCCCCAAUACUUGCGUAAUGGGCGGGGAUUUUUCUUAUCAAAGAAGAAGGUAUCGGCCAAGAAGAAAACAACUCAAUCGAAUUGGUGGAAAAAGUGCUAAUGGGGUCAAUAUGGAUGACUCGGCUCAGAGACUGCAAGGUCUGAAGAUACUGGUACUUGUACAGGUCGUCCUUAUCAUUAUUUUUCUGGUCGUCAGAAAGUUAUAUCGCCGAUCCAGGUCUAAAAGAAGACAUUUGCGUUGAGAAUUGAUCCCAGAACUAUUAUUCCUCUGUCUUUCGUUGUCUCGCAAGUCGCAACCAUGGUUAUAUGAUCUGAAAGUUCGGAGUGCAGUUGUGCCCCAGUAUUUUUCUGAAGGUCCAACUUGCUGAUUGUUGACGUUCUUCUUAUAAUGAUUCUUACAUACAUCUAUCUGGAGACGGGAUUGUGACAACUAUUAAGUCCUGCACCAGUCCUCGAAAUAUCAUGUUAUAAAGUGCUCCUUUAAACUUUUGACUAUCUCGGUUGAUCAAUUUGUCAAGUAAGUUGGAUACUGCAGUGAAUCGUUUCUCCUUCAAGCUUAUUGCACUGGCCAUGUAUAGAAAAUUAGUUUUGUAUGCUACUUGUCUGCUCUGACAAAUUUAUCAAUGGCAUCAUAUAGUCCGAAAUUGUAUAUCGCAUUUUUAAAGAUUUUCUGCAAAUGCAUAUGUAGAACAAAAGGCUUGUAACUAGCAAA
This is a messenger RNA of Capsicum annuum, 1091 nucleotides long. RefSeq names its product glucosidase 2 subunit beta. Gene Ontology annotation, cellular component: glucosidase II complex. NCBI's taxonomy places the organism in Eukaryota, Viridiplantae, Streptophyta, Magnoliopsida, Solanales, Solanaceae. The coding region runs from base 37 to 621 and encodes 194 amino acids. Gene Ontology annotation, biological process: N-glycan processing. The transcript is spliced from 5 exons. The record is from RefSeq and is a predicted model, not a curated record.